UAAAAAUAAAGAAUUAACAUCAGAUCAAGAUCAAAUUACCAAAAUUCCCAGAACAUUUGAUUAUCCGACAUUUAUUAGAUCGUUAAAUAUAGAAUUUCUAGCUGAUGCAGUUAUUGAAUGGUUACAAGAACAAGAAUUAGCAGUUUACGAGACAGAAACUGAUAGUAGUAGUGGAGAUGAAUCUUCAAAUGAUGAAGGAAUUUCAUGUUAUGACAAUUCUAACGAUAAUUUGGAAUCCUAUGAACUUGAUGAAUAUUUAGUAUCGGAACUUUGUAAACUUUUUAUUAAAAGUUCCCGAAAAAUUACGGAUCUUAGUAUCGUUGAUCUUUCGAUUGAUGGAAUUUUUGUUAAUCAAAUUCCUAGUUAUCCAAGAAAUAAUAAUUGUUUAUCACAUAUUGAAUCAUUGGAAUUUGAUGGAUCAUUCUGUGGUAAACCUUUUAUAACUGGUUUAACUAAAUUUUGUCGAAAUAUUAAAACUCUUAUAAUUGAUGAUAUGGAUGAAGAUACGCCAUUUAUUGAAGAAUUAGCUAUUUUAAUUAGAAAUCAAUCAAAUCUUAUUGGAUUCAGUUUAUCAGAUAUACCUUUAGAUAUGUCAACAGUUAUAAGAUCACUCGAAUCACAAGUUGAUUCACUUAAAGAAGUUAUUAUUAGGGAUGCUUACAUUCAUGAUAAAGAUGCAAUUAAAUCAUUGGCACGUUGUGUUAAUAUAGAAUCUAUUGAUUUAUCAUUUGAAGAAAAAAAAUAUUAUAAAUCAUUCACUCCUUUAUGGUAUUGUAAUUUUAAUAAACUUAAAUAUUUAGGUAUUUCAAUGUAUUAUACCUGGCAAGAUCCUUUAUUUAUAGAAAAUAUUAGAUCAUUUUUGGCACUUAAUGGUAAAAAUCUUUGUGGAAUAAAUUUAUGUCUUACAACCACAAUUUAUACUGAAAUACUUCGAAAUAUUGGAAUUUCAUGUCCUAAACUUUCACAUUUAGAAAUUAAUCGAAUUUAUGAUGGAGUUAAUUAUCUUGUUGAAUUAUUAAAAUUACAAUUACCAUUAAAGAAAUUAGUAAUUGAAUAUGAUAAAUCAAAACUUCAUAAAGCCAAUGGAAUAUUACCACCAUUUAAAACAUUACGAUCAUUGGAUGAUUUAGCCACAUUUGAAAUUGGAUGGAUUUUUUCUACCGAAUAUUUAAAAGAAAUAUUUGAUGAUUGGGAAUGGUUCUGUAUUGAGAAAAAAUAG
Diversispora eburnea is the source of this 1219-nucleotide messenger RNA. NCBI's taxonomy places the organism in Eukaryota, Fungi, Glomeromycota, Glomeromycetes, Diversisporales, Diversisporaceae. The record is from the annotation of a GenBank genome assembly.